Caenorhabditis briggsae is the source of this 372-nucleotide messenger RNA. NCBI's taxonomy places the organism in Eukaryota, Metazoa, Nematoda, Chromadorea, Rhabditida, Rhabditidae. The coding region runs from base 1 to 372 and encodes 123 amino acids. The transcript has a single exon. The record is from RefSeq and is a predicted model, not a curated record. Gene Ontology annotation, molecular function: nucleic acid binding.
AUGGGCAGGUGCCCCAUCUUGUUGGAAGAUCCAAUGUUGUCCGGCAAAGUGAUUUUCGGCCCAUGGAAGCAAAUGCUUCUUCAAAAUUUCUUCUACGUAAUACUCUUUGUUGAUGAGCGUCACUUGCCGCAGUUCAUCAAGAAGGAUGGAUGGCCUGCUUCCUCUCCGGAUUUGAAUCCUCUCGACUUCUCCAUCUGGGGAGUUCUUCAAAAUAAGGUCUGUGCAAGACCCCAUUCGAGUGUUGAGGCAUUGAAGAAGAAAUUGGUGGAGGAAUGGGACAAAUUGUCGGUGGAAUACCUCCGUGCCACAGUCGACGCGUACCCAAGACGUCUUCGAGCUGUCAUCGCCGCGAAAGGUGGCAGAAUCGAAUAA